Guillardia theta CCMP2712 is the source of this 534-nucleotide messenger RNA. RefSeq lists its product as hypothetical. Lineage: Eukaryota; Cryptophyceae; Pyrenomonadales; Geminigeraceae. The transcript has a single exon. The record is from RefSeq and is a predicted model, not a curated record. The coding region runs from base 1 to 534 and encodes 177 amino acids.
AUGCUCACACCCUGUCUCCUCGUUUGCCUGCACGGGCGAUGUGCAGUACGACAUAUCCGAGGAGGGGGGAGGCGAAAAAAUGAGCAGCCCACGAGGCUGGAACCAGAGGAGAAGAAGAAUAAGGAGAUGAAAAAGGAGAGGUACAGGAGGUACCGAGAGAUCAUGAUGAAGAGCAAACAGUACAAGGCCGAGAAAAAAAAGAGCAAGGCAGAGUACGACAAGAAGAGGGAGGAGCUUGACGCGGAGUACGACAGCAUCAAGUUGAUGCUGACGCCGAUCAUGAGCUCCCAGACUAGUCGGCGCGUCCCUGGCUCCGUCUUCGACGAGAUCCGAAAGGAAAUGAGGGCCAUCGCCGCCGAGCCCCCAAGGCAGUCGCAGGAGCUGACGGAAGAAGACAAGGCGUUUCUGCAGCGAAUGAAGGAGAAGGACGAGGACGAGCCCGUCAACGAGCGGCUGGAAAGAUUCAGGGCGACGCGGAGGCUGAGGAGGAUGGAGGAGAGGAAGAGCAGGAGGGAGGAGCAGCAGGCGGGUUGA